Messenger RNA from Plasmopara halstedii, 957 nucleotides. RefSeq names its product ribosome biogenesis regulatory protein. Gene Ontology annotation, cellular component: nucleolus; nucleus; preribosome, large subunit precursor. The transcript has a single exon. Gene Ontology annotation, biological process: ribosome biogenesis; ribosomal large subunit export from nucleus; ribosomal large subunit biogenesis. NCBI's taxonomy places the organism in Eukaryota, Oomycota, Peronosporomycetes, Peronosporales, Peronosporaceae. The record is from RefSeq and is a predicted model, not a curated record. Gene Ontology annotation, molecular function: protein binding. The coding region runs from base 1 to 957 and encodes 318 amino acids.
AUGGUGGUCAAGGCGUCGGAGAUCGCACCCGUUGCAUACGCUGAAGGAACGACAAGCACAGUAGAGAAAGAAGAUGAUUUAACGUACGAUUUGGGCAAUUUAGCAGCAUUUGAUACGCAUCCAUUUGUGUAUCAAAACGAAAAAGAAUUGGCACUUCAUGCUCGGGAGAAUGUCCAACUAUUAAUCAAUCGCAUUUUUGAGUUGCCACGCGUCAUGUCGGACAUGGGUCCACUAGCACAACUGCCAGAACCUGAAGUUGUCAUUCCUCGUGAAAAACCAUUGCCAAAGCCUAAAGUGGAGACAAAAUGGGAGAAAUUUGCCAAGGAAAAGGGUAUUGAAAAGCGGAAGAAGAGUCGCAAAGUCUUUGAUGAAGAAAAAGGAGAAUGGAGUCAUUCAUGGGGUUAUCAACGUGCUGGUGACGAUUUGAAGGAUUGGGCUGUUGAAAUGAAAGCUGGAGACAUGGAAGAUCCGUGGACGAAACGCAAGCAAGAAAAACGAGCUCAAGUAGACAAGAAUGUUCGUGCCCAGAUGAAUAAUAAAAAUCAAGGACGUGGUAAACAACUUGCUGGUCGCACACCUACUGGUAUUCCAGUGGAAUUAAUGAAUACGGACGAUGUCAAGGCGAAACAACGUGGCAAAGAUGGCACGUCCAAGACAUUGGAAAAAGUGCAGUUUUCAACAGCUUCUAUGGGUAAAUUUGACAAGAUGCGUGAAGGCGAAGCUGAACGAAAAGUGAAAGGCAAACGCAAUCACUUUUUGCCGACGACAGGAGCUGAAGCAACGGAGAAGGAACGAAGUAUGAAUAUACUGAAGCGUGUAUUGGGAAGAGAAGAGAAUGAUGGCAAGAAGAAAGGAAAGUUGGAAGAAGAAGAUGAAGAUGGGAAGAAACGAAAGAAGAAGGGCAAGAAAUUGAAAAAUUUCACAAAGGGAGCGACGAAGAAACGACGGACGAAGUAA